UUGAUAGAGUUGUGAGGCACACUGAAACUGAACCUGAGUAACCCUCGCUGUUUCUGCCACUCCGAGCUGAGCUAUAUAAAAUCAGGUCUCUCGAGUUGGCAGAGUCAGUUCGCUGAGACAGAUUGUGGGAGAGAGCACAGCAGGACAGCUUGGGAUUUCGAGAAGCCUCUUGAUAACAAAUUACCAUGAAGACCUCUGUCACUCUGGUCGCCGUGCUUCUGAUUCUUGGUUCCCAGGCAGAACCACAGGAUGAGGCCUUCCCCAGGAGCAAAUGGGAAGAAGCCAUUGAGAAAUUCUGGUCCUUCACCACGGACCUGGCCCAGUCCACCCAGGGCCUGCUGAAACAAAUUCAGACUGCUGAGCUGGACAAGCAUCUCGAGACGCUGAUCGCCGAAUGCAUGACUGAACUGAACGCAUCUGGAGCGGGACUGCAAGCCCAGCUCGGCCCUUACUCCGAACGCUUCAACUCUGACAUGGAAGAACUUUCAAACCGUCUGCACAGUGACCUGAUGGCCAUUCGCUCCAACCUGCUGGUCUACCAGGAGGAGGCCAAACUGAUGGUCAAGCAGAACGUGGAGGAUGUACGUCAAACCCUGGCGCUCUACCUGCGCAAAUAUCGCAAGCGGUUGAACCGGGACCAAGCUAGCAUCCGCGCCAAGCUCCACGAGUACGCUGAGGAGCUGAGAAGCCGCAGAGACCGUACUCUUGAUGACCUGAAAGCCAUGGCAGCUCCUUACAGCAAUGCAGCUGAAAGCAAAGUACUCCAACACGUCCAAAAUAUCCAACAGUCCCUGGCCCAGCAGGCAGAGGAUGUCAGGUUGAAGGCUGAGGCCCUGCAGGAGCAUGUGAGCAGCAACGCUGAUGAUAUCCGUGAGGCCCUCCAGGUCAAGAUGGAGCAAAUCGGUGCCUGGUUCAGGAAGGAGGCGCAGACCAUCUCCCAACGCUUCUCCGAAUUCAUCGACUACCUCCAUCAGAAAAUGAACCCAUCCCAAAGUCCCGAGGAAGGCCCAGAGGAGCCUUCAAGCCUCCGCCUUUCGUAAUUCUUCCAGCUCCCCCGCCCCUCCUCCGCUCGCCACACUCUGUGCCGCUCCCAGCUCACUGUGUUCUCCCUACUUAGUCCGUCCUCCCUGGACCCCCUCUCCCCAACUUCCCCCACUCUCCCCAACUCCCCUCAUUCACCCCAACUUCUCUCAUUCUCGCCAACUUCCUUCAUUCUCCCCAACUUCCCCCAUUCUCCCCAACUUCUGUCAUUCUCCUCAACCUCCCCCACCCUCCCCAACUUCCCCCAUUCAUCCCAACUUCCCUCAUUCUCACCAACUUUCCCCAUUCUCCCUCCUCCCCACUGUCCUCGCUCUCCCCACUCAUUCUGCUCUCCCAACUCAGGGCCCACCCCGUCUGUCCCAUCGUUCUGGCUGUGACUCCCACGUUACCCUCCCUGUACCACCUCACUUAGACGCCAAUGGACCGAUCUGCUGAGGUCUCACCCCUGGGGUCUUUGUGUUUGUGGGUUCCUACCCCUGACUAGUUACGCGACAGCAGGCGGCCUGCUGCCCACAAACAGCUUCACACCUCCUGAGUGGACCUCCUCUCUCUCUCUCUCUCUCUCCCUCUGUUAGCUAUAUUGUAAACGCAGUGUGAAAGGCAUAACCCACCUUACUGCACAUUGUAAACCUUUCGGGACAAUUGCUUCCACGUUGCUGUGUUAAACAUCAUAAAACUAAUGGAAAUAUG
Messenger RNA from Stegostoma tigrinum, 1731 nucleotides. Its product is annotated as apolipoprotein Eb-like. The transcript is spliced from 4 exons. Lineage: Eukaryota; Metazoa; Chordata; Chondrichthyes; Orectolobiformes; Stegostomatidae. Gene Ontology annotation, biological process: negative regulation of neuron apoptotic process; cholesterol catabolic process; positive regulation of nitric-oxide synthase activity. Gene Ontology annotation, molecular function: lipid binding. The coding region runs from base 186 to 1040 and encodes 284 amino acids. Gene Ontology annotation, cellular component: intermediate-density lipoprotein particle; extracellular region. The record is from RefSeq and is a predicted model, not a curated record.